Molecule: messenger RNA, 2883 nt
Organism: Diaporthe amygdali
Lineage: Eukaryota; Fungi; Ascomycota; Sordariomycetes; Diaporthales; Diaporthaceae
Exons: 3
Coding region: 1-2883 (960 amino acids)
Source: RefSeq, a predicted model, not a curated record
AUGGCGUUCGCCCCGAGCUUUGGGUCCUUUGGCGAUUUCCUUUCUAUUGCAAUUCUUAUUAAGGAUAUCGUCCUUGCCCUUGAUGACUGCCGCGGAUCUUCAAAUAAGUACCAGGAAUUGAAACAAGGACUCGAGAUCCUAGGAGAAACGAUCCGUCACGUUGAACAUGCCUAUCAGAAUCCGACGCUUGUGGUGUACAGAGACACUUCUACAACGGCAAUACGCGUUAUCUCCCGGAUCCACCAGUGUCUUGCCGACUUCAACAGCCAAAAGCUACAAAAGUAUGCGACGAGUCUCUCUCCUGGAGGCUCUGGCAAUCCCUUGAAAGAUGUUGCGAGGAAAAUCCAAUUCAAAUUUGACGAGAAGGACAUCGAGAACUUCCAGCGAGAGAUCAUAGGAUACAAUAUGUUGCUAACGACUUUGAUGGAGGUUUCCACAAUGCAUACCAUCGAACGAAACAACGAUAACACCACAAAGCAGAUCUCCGCCAUCGCGUCCCAAACCCAGGAGCUUCAACAACAAAACGGCCGCAAUUCAAGGUAUUUGGUGAAUUUUGGAAAGAAGGUCUUUGCAAGAUUGAAUUUCCUCUCGCGCUUAGCUACAGACAUCCAAAAGUCAACCACUCAGGUUCUGUCUUUGGUUUUUACCAUCUCGACUGGGGUAGCUGAGCUUCGGUCUAUGAUUAUGAAGAUUGAAUGGCCUCUCGGAGGUGAACAUUUCAUUCUUGAAGACGCGACCGGCCGGGCCUUUCCUAUCCCUCUGAAGACAGUGACGUCUUGGGACUUAUUUGAAUACAUUCUUCAGGAACACUUCAAGGGCAGGACGGGCGCGCACCGGGUAUUGCGCAGGCGAUACUUGCUCAGUGAGCGCACGACUUCUACAGAUGUUGAACGCACUACAGCUUGGGAAAAUGCUUUCCGACCUUACCAGCGGAUAGAUAUGAGUAUCAUGUGCAAGGCAGCAGCGACAGAGAUCGAUCUUGAUCAAUCAUCCACCUGCCCGUUCUGUGGCAGAAUGUCAACAAGUGGCAUGGACGUCCAGGUAAAAUGCCAAAAUUGCAACAUGUUCUACAGAAGGAUCGUCAAUCUCGAAGAGGAUGAAGACAGCUUGAUGGCCGCACCAAUGCCACCUCAACAACAGAGAGCUCCACAGUUUGGACAACCUUCUUUCGGUCCUACACCACCUCAGGAUCUCUGGAGAAAACGUCGACGAAGCCGCGAUCCAGAGAGUGAGGGUGAAGGUACAUGCAAUGAGUGCCAUCGACCGAAGCGAUCGAAAUAUCAAGGCAAUAACAAACGGAAGGCUGUUGAUGAGGCCGAGUCCGGGUCUGAUGAGGAAGACUACAGGGGCCUAAGCCGUAUUACCCUGGUGUCCCGCCGGAAACGACUGAAAGAAUCUAAGAACGCUUUUGCAGACUUUUGGGCCACUGACACGAAUGGAGUGAGUUUCACGGCUUAUGCGCAGGAAUCUUCACCUAUGCCUGCAGCUCAUAGCCAGGAUUUGCCGGACAGGAGACUGCUCUGGUCUCGUCCGGAAGAUGGCUGGAAGUGGUCUGAGAAGGCAAUUGGCGAAAAUGCUGCGCUGAAAACCGGUGUCGACAGCGAAAAUCCAUUUAGUGACUCUGGGAUCUCCAGUCCAGAGCAGAGUGAGCAGAGCCGACAUGCUUCUGAAGAGAAGGAUGAUGGAAAUCCCAGUGAUGAGCAUGGGUCAUCAUCUCUAAAUGAAAAGCAAUCCGGCACCAGUGAUGCAAGUUACCAGUACCAAGAGAGAACGCCUUCCCCUUCCCGACCUUACUAUUACUAUUCUGAAUCGAGUCGGCGGCCUUCAACAAGAGCACAUUAUUCUCGAUAUGCCAGCACAUACUCCACCCCGCCACCGUUCUCUCCACGGUACACCAGUGAUGGGUAUUACUCAGCCUCGUCCAUACGCGAUUAUGCUUCCACCAAAGACAAGAACCAAGACAAGAACGUCAAGCCUGGUGGCACCACCUCUGCAGAUCCCGAAAGGUCGAGUUGGCGGCGAUACCGCCGAAGCUCCUAUUCAUACUACCGCGAGGAUGAUGACGCUCACAACCACGAAGAUGAGAACGAGUAUGUAGAGGUCAAUGGUGUCACUUACGUCAUACCAGCGAAGUCAAAGUCGAAACGACAUCAUUAUAUAAGGGACGACGAUAGUGAAUCUUAUGGUGUUUUCAGCCGCUUCCCUGCCUACCCUGACGGGCAUAAAAGUCCGCGUCACGCUGCGGAGCCUCGUCGGCGGCGGGCUGCGCAUUCAGUAGCGGCUCAACCUAAAGCUCCGCCUGCAAAAGCUCCGCUUGUGAAGAGCAAGGCAACCGACGCGGAUGCAAAAAGACAUGGGAUUCCCGCGGGCUACUCCCUCAAGAACUGGGAUCCCGACGAGGAGCCAAUACUUCUCCUGGGUUCUGUCUUUGAUGCCAAUACUCUAGGGAAAUGGAUUUACGACUGGACCGUGCACACACACGGGGUCGCAACACCGGUCUCAGAGAUGGCGGGUGAGCUGUGGCUCCUGCUGAUCCAAAUGGCAGGCAAGAAGAAGCGCAGCGAAGAGACUGUUCCUCGAAUCCGGUCUUCGGAUGGUCGGGAGUUAGUCGAGGAUUUUAUCGAAUCCGGCGAGCGUCUUUUCGACAAGCUUCGAAAGGUGCUUAAAAUUUGUGAGAAACAAAUGCUUUCAGCAGCGAAGAACGAGGCAAAGGAGACCAGAUCCGCCCCGUUGGCCUCAAAGACCGGCACGGAGUUUGUGAAGACGAUAUUCGGAAAAGAACGGGAGCUCGAGAAAACCGAAAGGUUUAUGCAAUCUGUUCGUCUCUGGAACAUGCGCUUUGAUGCCAAUUGUGAAGAUAUAAUCAAGCGGCCAACGCAAUGA